UAAAAAUGAGAAUCCCAUCAGCAUCAUCAAGAACCAAAGUUGUAACACCAUGUUGUACAAAAAUAGGGUUAAAAAGAGGUCCAUGGACACCAGAAGAAGACGAAUUACUGAUGAAUUAUGUCAGUAAAGAAGGGGAAGGGCGGUGGCGUACGCUCCCAAAGAAGGCGGGACUCUUCCGUUGUGGGAAGAGUUGUCGCCUCCGAUGGAUGAACUACCUCCGUCCUUCCGUUAAACGCGGACAUAUCUCGCCAGAUGAGGAAGAUCUCAUCGUUCGCCUCCAUCGCCUCUUAGGGAACAGGUGGUCAUUAAUAGCGGGGAGAAUUCCAGGGAGAACAGAUAACGAGAUAAAGAAUUAUUGGAAUACUCACCUUAGCAAGAAAUUAAUCAGCCAAGGAAUAGAUCCAAGAACACACAAACCAUUAAUAUUAAACCCUAAUUCCUCUAGUGAUGAUAAUCAUAUUAUUACAAAGAAAGCUUAUUCUUCUUCUCCUUCUUCAUCCUCAAAACUAGCAAAUAAUUAUGAUCUCAACACAAUUAUUCCAAACCCCAUUUACAUUCCAAAUUUCCAAAUGAAAGAACCCUUACGAAGUAGCAUCAACAAUUAUAACUGCCCUGGAGAAAUUACGAGUCCUGAUGAUUAUCAGUAUCAAAGCAGUAACGUGAUGCUCGCCAAUUAUCAUGAUGAUAAUAUGAAUAUUCUGGUUCAUGAUGAGAGAGAUGAUGAAAUGAAUUGUUGCGCGGAUGGUGUCUUCUCCUCCUUUUUGAAUUCUUUGAUCAAUGAAGACAUGUUCAAUUGCCAAAAUCAACAUAUCAAUGGUACAUUGCAAGAUUUUGAUCCUUUCAUGGCUUCAUCUACACCUUUAUCUGAUCAAAUUAAUCCCAAGAGAAUGGAUGAAUAA
Messenger RNA from Solanum dulcamara, 899 nucleotides. Its product is annotated as transcription repressor MYB5-like. The record is from RefSeq and is a predicted model, not a curated record. The coding region runs from base 6 to 899 and encodes 297 amino acids. The transcript is spliced from 2 exons. NCBI's taxonomy places the organism in Eukaryota, Viridiplantae, Streptophyta, Magnoliopsida, Solanales, Solanaceae.